Trichomonas vaginalis G3 is the source of this 4857-nucleotide messenger RNA. Its product is annotated as biological adhesion protein. The record is from RefSeq and is a predicted model, not a curated record. NCBI's taxonomy places the organism in Eukaryota, Parabasalia, Trichomonadida, Trichomonadidae. The coding region runs from base 1 to 4857 and encodes 1618 amino acids. The transcript has a single exon.
AUGAGUGCGACGUCAACUCCCAAAAAGACUGUCACACUCACCUUAGACAUGAUAGGUAAGAUUAACAAUGUAACUGAGUUGCAAAGAAUAUGCUCUCAGCUAUUUACAUUGAAAGAAAAAUUAAACAAUACAAAAAAUGAACAUUUGGCACUUAUUGAGCGCCAAAAGAAUCAAAUUUCCGAGAUGGAACUUGAAAUACAAUGCUCAAAAUCUCAAUUAAGUUCAUUUCAAGAUCUCGUUCGCGAAUCUGUCGACGAAAAAGAAAAAUAUCAAAAGAAAUGUGCAGAACUUGAAGCUCAAAUUGCAGAUUUUAAAUCUAAUAAUCUUCAAUCUGAUCCAUUAAAUAUUACAACACCUUCUCAAGAUUCAAAUAGCAAUUUGGAGGCACUAAAGGAGAAAGACAGACAAAUUGCUGAGAAAGAAGAAAUCAUUCAAGCUCUAUCUCAAAAGAUUCAAACUUAUUCCGAUCAAUUAGCCGCAACUACAACUCCAUCGGAGUUCGAAGCUAAAUACAACGCAGAGAAGGAGGCUUUCUCUAAAUUUAAAAAAGCUGCAAAAGCCGCGAUUGCUCAAGUUCAGACUGAAAAUGAAGAAUUAAAGGCUAAACUGGCCAAUGCAUCAACAGAUAACGAAUACACCAAGCAACUAGAACAGCAAAGGGAAGAGGCUCUUCAAAAAGUAAAAGAAUUAACUUCGAGAAACUUAGAAUUAGAAGCUCAAGAAACAGACUUCAUUUCUAAACUUGAGGAACUUGAUACAGAACUGCAGCAACUCAGGUCAAAUCAAAAUAAUAAUAUUUCAAAUUUGAUUCAGAGUCAAAAUAAUCAAUAUUCGCUUAAGGAAGAUAACAAAGAUUCUCAAGAACUCUCAAGCCAAAUCCAAAAUCUUAAUUCAAUGGUCCAAAAAUUACAAAAUGAAUUAUCAGAAUCAAAAUUAUUGAACGAGCAAAACUCCUCAAAGAUUGAUGAGUUAAAUGCAUUAAAUAAUAGCUUGAUUGAUGAAAAAUCAAGACUUGAAUCUGAAUUAUCAAAUGCAAAAGCGAAGGUUGAACAAAGCAACACAAAUAGUUCUGCUAUGGCACAAAACAAUGCUAAAUUGCAAGAACUUAAUGAAAUGAUUCAGAAAUUGACAAAUGAGAAAAAUCAACUUGAAAAAGACCUCAAAUCUCAAAUUGAGCAAGACAAAGCUAAACUAAAUGAACUUUCUCAACAAAAUAAUAAGAUUUCCGAAGAAAAAUCUCAAUUACAAAAAAUUUAUGAGCAAAAUAACACAAAAAUGCAAGAAUUGAAUCAAAAAUUAGCCAAUUCUGAGGCUAAAAUCAAUGAUCUCAAUGCAUUAAACCAGAAAAUUUCAGGAGAUUUGAAUAAUUCCAAAUCUCAGAAAGAAAAAGAGAGUUCCAAACUACAACAGCUUAAUCAGAACUUGUCUGAAGAGAAGGCUUUCAUACUUCAGCAAUUGAACGAAACAAAAAUUUCGAUGCAAAAUUUGAUGGAAGAAAACGAUCAUUUUUCAAACGAAUUGAAGCAGUCCAAAUCAUUAAAUGACCAGAAUAAUGCCAAAAUCAAAGAGUUAUCUGACCAAAAGUCCCAAUUACAAACUAAUAUUUCCAAAUUAGAAAAAGAAAAGUCAGAUCUCAUUAGCAAACUCAAUGAUGUAAAUAAAUUGGUCGAACAGAGUUCUCAAAAAUUACAAUCAAAUAAUAAUGAAAAAUUACAGCUCGAAAAUGAACUUAAGGCAUCUAAAUCAUUAAUAGAGCAAAGUAAUAUUAAAGAACAAGAGUUAAAUCAAAAGAUUUCUCAAAUUCAAAAUCAAUUAAAUAAUUCAAAUGCGAAAAUCCAAGAAUUGAGUGAAAAUAUCAUGAAUCUGAAGUCAGAGAAUGCCAAAUUACGAGAAAUGAAGCAAAAAUCUGAAGAAAAUUCCGAAAAUAAUAUUAAUCUUCAAAAGAUCGAAGAAAUGAACAGAGAAAAGGAAGAAUUAAUCAAGUCAUAUAAUGAUAAGAUAGAUAAUAUGACAAAUGACUCAAUACAAUUAGUAAAUCAGAUAUCAGAACUAAAGAACACGAUUUCUAAGCUCCAAAACGAGAAAAUCGAGAUCCAGAACAGAAUGAAACGUGAAGUAUCCGCAGUCACAGAACAGAAGAAUGAAUCAAUCGAGAGAUUGCAACAAGAAAUUCUGAAAAAAGACGGAAUAAUUAAUGAACAAAAAUCAAAUAUUUCAGAAUUAGAACAACUAGCAUUACAACUACAAGAAGAAAACAACACAUUCCUUGAUAGUAAAGAAGAAUUCGAUAAACUCAAGGAAGAAUACGAAAAAAUGAAACAAGAUUCGAAUAAUCCAAAAAUUAAUGAGUUGGAACAAAACGUUAAACAACUUACGAAGGCUCUCCAGAAGACACUGAAUGAUCUUAAAGCAGCAAAGAGUGAAAAUGAACAACUUUUGCAGUCAAACAACUCUGAUCAAAAAAUUAUUUCUUUGAAUAAAAAGAUUGAUUCAUUAAAUCAAUCAAUUAAUGAUUACGAAGAGACAACAAAAGCUUUGGCAUCAGAGAACUACGAAAUAACUCAGAAAUACGAACAACAAAUCAAUCAAAUAUCAAAUCAACUUAAUGAAAAGAAUGUUUUGUUGCAAGAAAAAGAAAAACAAAUUAAUGAUUUAGAACAAGAAAAUAAAGAAUUAAAUAAUCAAUUAAAUGAAAUGCAACAAGAUAAAGAAGAAAAAGAAGAAAGAUAUCAACAACAAAUCAAUGAUUUGCAGAAAAUAAGUAAUGAACAGCAGAAUGUUCAAAUAAUUGAAUUACAAACAGAAAACAAAGAAUUAAACAAUCAAUUAAACGAAAUGCAGCAAAUUAAAGAGAAAAGUGAAGCAGAAUAUCAAAAGCAAAUUAAUGAUUUAUUAUCUAAUAAAUCUAAUAAUUCUGAAAUGAUUGAAUCAUUAAGAAGAAAACUUCAACAAAAUGAAGAAGAAAUUACUAAUUAUAAGAAACAAAUUAAUGAAUUAAAUAAUACUAAACAAAAUAAUGAAGAAAUCAUUAAUUAUCAGAAGCAGAUUAAUGAAUUGAAGAAAGAAUUAAAUAUUACUAAACAAAAUAAUGAUUUGAUAGCUAAUUAUAAGAAGCAAAUUGAAGAAUUGAGUAAACAAAGCAACGAAGAAGUUGUUAAUUACCAAAAACAAGUUGAAGAUUUGAAGAAUAAAUUAAUUGAUUUGCAGCAAAAUAACCAGGAAAUCGCUAAAUACCAACAACAAAUUGAUGAAUUAAAUGAAGAAAAAUCUAAUUCUGAGAAACAAAUCAAUGAAUUAAACCAAAAACUGAAUCAAAACAACGAAGAAAUCAAUAAAUAUCAAAAACAAAUAGAAGAUUUGAACCAAAAAUUGAAAGAUUUGCAGGAAAACAACCAAGAAAUUGCAAAAUAUCAGAACGAAGUUGAUGAUUUGAAGAAGAAAUUCGAUGUUAGUAAUGAAGAAAUUGCUAACAAAGAAAAAGAAAUUGAAGAAAUGAAGAAGAAAGAACAAAAUUAUUUGAAGCAAAUCUCAGAAUUAAACAAUCAUCUGAUGGAGAAGCAAUCAGAAAUUGUUAAUUUGAACUCUAAAUUAGAUAACCAGAUCUACAACUUGAAUACAAAGAAACAGAACUUAGAAAUGAAUUUGAAUGAUUUGCAGACGAAAUUAAAACAAAUUGAACAAGAAAAUGCAAAUCUGAGUAAAAGAAACAAAGAUUUAGAGAAUGAAUCGCAAAACCAAGCCAAAAUAACAUUGGAAACACAGAAUAAAAACGUUGAUUUAACAAACAAAGUUAAAUCUCUUGAACAAGAAUCACAAAAACUGAUUCAACAACUCUCUGAAAUUACAAAAUUAAAUGCAAAUUAUUCAUCUGAACUUGAAGAUUUAAGAGAAAAGGUUUCUUCUUUAACAACUUCAAACAAUGAAUUAACAAAAUCUAAACAAGAAUCAACAGAAUUAGAAGAACAUUUGAGAAAGGCAGUUAAUGAUUUAACAAAUGAGAAUCAAUCAUUAACAAACGGAUUACAAGAAACAGAAAGAUUAGUUGCAGAACAGAGGAAAACAAUGAAGGAACAACAUGAUCAAUUUACAGCUUUGGAGAAAGAAAAUCAGCAGUUGAAAUCAGAGAAAACAAUUCUGCAGAAACAGUUGGAGAAAAGCGAAAUUGCACAUCACGACGAAGAAGUCGUGAAAGAGAAAGAAGAAACAAUACAAGGCUUGAAGAAAUUACUUCAAAGAUAUGUCAACACGACAAAGAGGAAUCAACAACAAAUUGAUGAUUUGCAACAACAAGUUACAACACUUUUGUCACAACAAAAUACAAGCGUUGGAACAGAAGACAGCAACAAAUAUCUGGAAACAGUUCACAGACAAGAAGAAAGAAUCAAAGAACUUGAAGAAAGAUUGGAAUCAUCACAAGCAACGAAAGAUAUCGAAAACAAAGCACAAAAAAUGGCUAAAAUGCUUGAAAAAUCAAGUCGCCAAUACACGGAGUUAUUGAGUGAGAAAGAAGACAUUUUGAAACAGUUGAAUCAAGAGAAAGAGAAGAGAUUCGCUAAGUUUGAAGUGUCUAAGGAUGUUUUCUUCGAGAUGGCAGAGUUAACUCCGGAAGAAGAAGAAAGGAGAAGGAAGGAAGAACUCAGUGAAGCAGAAAACGAAAAAAUCAAAGUUAUGAAUGCAUAUUUGAGAAGAGUUUUGCUUCAGUUCUUCAUGCAGGAUACCAACACGAGAGAUUCAUUAGUUCCUCUCAUUUUGAGCAUUGUUGGAUGCACAGACCAACAAAUCCAAGCUGCACAGAAACAAUGGGAGAAGUCUAAUCAACUCAUUCCGAAAACGACUAGCUUUUUCAGCUUUAAAUAA